Camellia sinensis is the source of this 675-nucleotide messenger RNA. NCBI's taxonomy places the organism in Eukaryota, Viridiplantae, Streptophyta, Magnoliopsida, Ericales, Theaceae. The record is from RefSeq and is a predicted model, not a curated record.
AUGUUGUCAUUGGAAUUUGCUGAACUAAGGAAGCAAUUGUCGGAGUUGUACGAAGGCGGUUUAGUCCAGUCAUCCAAAGCCCCCUAUAGUGCCCAAGUGUUAUUCCAAAAAAAGCAAGAUGGAUCGUUGCAGAUGUGCAUGGAUUAUCGGUCCCUAAACAAGGUGAUUAUCAAAAAUAAGUACGUUGUCCCUUUUGUGGCUAACCUAUUCGACCGUCUUAGCAAGGCCACUUUCUUCACAAAGUUGGACCUUCAUUCAGGUUACUGUCAGGUUCAAGUUGUGAAAAGGGACGAAGAAAAGACUACUUGUAAAAAGUUAUCUCCAAGGCAGGCCCGUUGGCAGGAAUUCCUUGAAGAAUAUGACUUUGAGUGGAGACACAAGCUUGGACAACACAACUUAGUUGCUGAUGCGUUAAGCUGGAAAGAGAUAGUUGAAUACAUGGCUGUUAUUUCCAACAUUGAAACACAAUUGCUGGAAAGGAUUAGGGAUAGUACUGCAAUUGACUCAAAGUAUCAACGGUUGGUGCAUCAAGCCCAAGCUCUUUCUGGAUUCAUCAAAGGGAAAUGGCUUUGGCGUAUUAUCACUGAUGUUCUUUCUAAACCCAUCCAAGAAGAAAAAGAGAUUGCAUCUGCUUUCGAUGAGUGUCUUGAUGAAUGGGAAGGGAAGAACUACUAA